AGUGGCCCGUAGGUGUCGGUGGCGCGGCCGUUCCAUUGCCGGUGCCCCCCCGCACGCACCCGCCGCCCUCGCGUCUCCUCCCCCUUCCUGGUGCUCGGCGCUUUCCGCCGGAGCGGGGCAGCCGCGGGAACCGGCCCGGCCGCGCCCGCCGCCGCCGCCAUGGAGUGAGGGGCUGCGCGGCCCGGCCCGGCCGCCCCCCACGACCGGCGGCUCCCGCCAGAGCCUCCCCGGCAGCUCCACCUCCGCCGCCGUGACGUGACGCGGCUCCUGUUUGCGGUCGGUGCACGGGAAGCCAACCCUUGGGGUCCCGGAGGCGUCCCGGAGGCGUCCCGGAGGCAUCCUGGACGUGGCCGAACGGCAGGAUCCAGACUCUGCCCCCCGGGGAACCGGCAGUGAGCUCCCAAGAUGUCCCUCUGGAGCAUUGUCUCCCACAUGCCACCGGAGGAGUUCAGUGGCCUCUUCACAGAGUUUCCCCGGAGCCUGCGCUGUGUCUUGGCCGACUGGCUGGAGAACCAGCCCUGGGAGUUCAUCAAUGGCUCGGAUGCCUUCUGCACCAGCGUGGCCAGCGGGAUGCUCUCGGCCAUGCUGGAGAAGCUCCGCAGCGCUGCCGGCAGCGAUGGGCAGCAGUGCCAGAUCCUCCAGCAAGUCAAUGGCAUCGAGAUUUAACCCCUCUGCUCUCUCCUGCCAGCGUAAGGGCUGAGUGGUGCUUGUGCCCAGAGCCCCGUUCUGCUUGAAAGCUCUGCUUUUUUGGAACAUGUACCGGCGGGACCCGCUGCGCCUGGUGUCCGUCCUGAGAAUGAUCCUGGAGGGUGAGAAAGCCGCCGUGCUCAAGAGGGACCAUCACCUACCCCUCAGCUUCCACCGGCGGCAGGAGGAGCUCAAGUUCAACAUGGGGCUGCAGCGGCUGCAGCAUCGUGUGUGCCAGAUCCAGGCGCUGCAGGACAGCCCCGCCGCCUCUUUGCAGGACCCACAGCUAAAGACAGAAGCUAAAGCCCCCGAGAGUGAGCUGCCCACCCUGAUCCUGGAGGCUGUGAAAGAGCUGGAGGUGGCCAAGCAGCAGGUACUGAAGAGGAUCCAAAUCUGGAAGAGGCAGCAGCAACUGGCAGGGAAUGGGGCUCAAUUUGAGGAGAACCUGGCUCCGCUGCAGAAGAGGUGUGAGAACCUGGUCGAGGUUCACUUCCAGCUGCAUCAACAAGUGAUGGGAGCGAGCGCGGAGCUGGGUGCUGAGCUGGUACCCCGGCUCCGGGAGCGGCUCAAUGAGGUGUUAUCCAGCCUGGUCAAGAGCUCCUUCCUGGUGGAGAAGCAGCCCCCGCAGGUCCUGAAGACCCAAACCAAGUUCCAAGCGAGUGUCCGGUUCCUGCUGGGCCCGCGGCUGCUGAAGGCAUCGGCCAAGCCCUACAUGGUGCGGGCUGACAUGGUGACGGAGAAGCAGGCACGGGAGCUCAGCACCUACAGCAGCACCCUCAGCGAGAGCACUGGGGAGAUCAUGCACAACGUGGUGGCCCUGGAGACCAACCCCACCAGCGGGACCUGCUGCGCCUUCUUCAAGAACGUGCUGCUGAAGAAGAUCAAGCGCUGCGAACGGAAGGGGUCCGAGUCGGUGACAGAGGAGAAGUGUGCCGUCCUGUUCAGCACCUCCGUGGCCCUGACCACCAGCAACGUCCCCAUCCACCUCCAGGUCCUGUCUCUGCCCAUCGUGGUCAUCGUCCAUGGGAACCAGGACAAUAAUGCCAAAGCCACGGUGCUGUGGGAUAAUGCCUUCUCCGAGAUCGACCGGGUGCCCUUUGUGGUGGCCGAGCGGGUGCCCUGGGACAAGAUGUGCGACACGCUGAACCUGAAGUUCAUGGCCGAGGUGCAGACCACCAAAGGGCUCCUCAAGGAGCACUACUUCUUCCUGGCCCAGAAGAUCUUUAACGACUAUAGUGCCAGCCUCGAGGACUUCCAGAGCCGCAGCGUCUCCUGGGCCCAGUUCAACAAGGAGAUCCUGCCCGGUCGGGGAUUCACCUUCUGGCAGUGGUUUGAUGGAGUCCUCGACCUCACCAAGAGGUGCCUCAAGAGUUACUGGUCCGAUAGGCUCAUCAUCGGCUUCAUCAGCAAGCAGUAUGUCUGCAAGCUCCUGAGCACGGAGCCCGAUGGGACCUUCCUGCUGCGCUUCAGUGACUCCGAGAUCGGGGGUGUCACCAUUGCCCACGUCAUCUGGGGCAAGGACGGGUCCAGCCAGGUAGAGAACAUCCAACCCUUCUCUGCCAAGGACCUGUCCAUCCGCUCCCUUGGUGACCGCAUCCGGGACCUGGAGCAGCUCCGCAACCUCUACCCCAACACCCCCAAGGACCAGGCGUUUGGGAGCCACUACAACAAAGAGCAGACAGGCAAGGACGGCCGGGGUUAUGUCUCCACAGCCAUCAAGAUGACAGUGGAAAGCGAAAGGGACCAGCAUCCCCAGAGCACUGCAGGAGCCCUCCCCGAGGCCCCCCCGGCUCCGAUGUUCAACCUGCCCAUGCUGCAGCCCGAGAGCCUGCAGCCGGUCCUCAGCCCCAUGUGUCCCCCCACUCCCUUCUGCCCCCAACCCGUCCCCACGGCCUACCCCACGGGUGAGAGCAGCAUCAACAUGAUGGUCACCAACAACCUCGGGUCCUCCUUCCCCAGCACAUCCCCGAUGCUUUCACCAUCCCUGGUCAUGGACCCAACGCUGCCUCACUGCGAGGACCUUGCCUUCAGGAACCCAUUGCCCUUCAUGCCCAACCAAUACAUGACUGGGGAGGCCUCACAGAUGCAGUCGGGGGGGCCCUCACCGGAGCCGCGGGAUGAGGAGAUGCCCGAGCUGGCCCCAUUGACGCUGAUGGUGGACCCACCGCUGCAGAGCUCCCAGAGGUGGCCGCCCAGCAUGGACCUGCCAUCCAGCUCAGACUUGGACCAGUUCCUGCGGGAGAUGUCGGUAGAGGGCCCCCCCUUCCCGCCCCCCCCGCAGCACAGCGGGUACCCCAAUACCUCCUGCUGGGGCCUGGGGGAGUCCCGGUGGGAUGACAGCGUCCGCCCAGGGCACGCGUGAGGGGGAUGCGGGGGAGGGGACAUCGGACUGUGACCCCCCCCCAGGCCUCAUGAGGUUGAUAUGACUUGUGCUGGGGGGGGGAGGAUUUUGGGAGGGGGGAGCACUUUGGGUAACACUCGGUUGUAUCUGCUGCACUUUGGAGUCCGGAGCUGCUGCCCUGUAUGGAGGGACACCCCCCCACCGGCCCCCAGUGUAUGACAUAGCCCCCCCAUACCAGGGGA
Messenger RNA from Strigops habroptila (Kakapo), 3270 nucleotides. It is a transcript of the gene STAT6, whose product is annotated as signal transducer and activator of transcription 6. Bases 755 to 3049 code for a protein of 764 amino acids. The transcript has 24 exons. Lineage: Eukaryota; Metazoa; Chordata; Aves; Psittaciformes; Psittacidae. Gene Ontology annotation, molecular function: RNA polymerase II cis-regulatory region sequence-specific DNA binding; DNA-binding transcription factor activity, RNA polymerase II-specific. Gene Ontology annotation, biological process: regulation of transcription by RNA polymerase II; cytokine-mediated signaling pathway; defense response. The record is from RefSeq and is a predicted model, not a curated record.